Molecule: messenger RNA, 1557 nt
Organism: Urocitellus parryii (Arctic ground squirrel)
Lineage: Eukaryota; Metazoa; Chordata; Mammalia; Rodentia; Sciuridae
Gene: Clec4f
Product: C-type lectin domain family 4 member F
Source: RefSeq, a predicted model, not a curated record
GACGCAGAGAUGGAAAGUGACACGGUCCACUUCUGCACAGAUAACCAGCGUGUCUCCCUGCAUCCCCGAGAGGUGGAUUCUGAGACAGUGGCUCCGGCAGUCCCCAGGAGGUCAAGGCUCGUUGUGGCCACUCUGGCUGUGAUCCUGGUCUCCUCUCUUGUGGCUCUCUUUGUUGUGGGGUCAGUGCUGGGGAUAGCACUGACCCAGGAAUGGGGUGUCUCAGCUCUCCAGUCCCGAAGCCCUGCACCGGAGGAUCAUCCUUCCUUCCAAGAGUUUCAAGCCAUGUUUCCGGGAGGCAACACUACUGACCAGUCACCUGUGGAGCCCCACAAUCAUCAUUAUUUUGACAGCGUAGCAGGAAUGCAAGAGGAGAUGAUGUUCAGAGGGCAUAUGGAAAAUUCCUACACUUGGCAUGAGGAGAUCCAGAUGUUGAAGUACAGAGUGGACAAUGUCAGUUCUCAGAUCCAGACACUUGGCAGUCAUCUGGGAGAUGCUAGGGCUGACAUCCAGUUGGUAAAAGGUGCUCUUAAGGCUGCCAAUACCUUGAGCUCACAGACCCAGACAUUAAACAGCUCCAUGGAGAGGGCCAAUAGCGAGAUUGAAAGGCUGAAGGGAAGUCUACAAGAUGCAAAUGCUCUAAACACCCAGGCCCAGAUCUUUCUGCAGGGCAGUUUAGACAACACCAGUGCUGAGCUACAGGUGCUGAGAGGUCAUUUGGAAAGGGCAAAUGAUGACAGUUCCGUGUUAAAAAGAGAGUUGGAAACUGCCACUGCCCAGAUCCAAAUAGCAAGUGGCCAUCUGGAACAGACGGAUGCUCAGAUCCAAGAGCUAAAAGCAGAGCUGGAAAAUGCCAGUGCUUUAAAUUUCCAGAUUCAGGUGUUAAAUGGUCAGUUGAAAAAUGCCAGCAGAGAGAUCCGGACCCUAAAAGAAGGAAUGAAGGGUGCUGCAGCCUUAAGGUCCCAGACUCAGAUGUUAGAGAGCAACUUGCAGAAGGCCAAUGCUGAGAUGCAGAGGUUAAAAGAGGAUUUGGAGAACACCAAGAAUCUAACUGCAAAAAUCCAGGAGGAGCAGAGUCGCCUGGGGAACCUUUCUGCAACCACUGCUUCCCAGGAGCAGCUACAGAGCACCCAAAAUCAACUACUCCAGCUGAUCCUGCAAGGCUGGAAGGCCUAUGAGGAAAACUUGUAUUACUUUUCUCCAAUCAAGAAGUCUUGGCACGAGGCUGAGCGGUCCUGUGUGUCCAAGGGAGCCCACCUGGCAUCGGUGACCUCUCAGGAAGAGCAGGCAUUCCUGGUACAGUUCACAAGUAACUCCUACCACUGGAUUGGCCUCACUGACAUGGGCACGGAGGGCACCUGGCGCUGGGCAGAUGGGACACAGUUCAAUAAUGCCCGGAGCAAGGCGUUUUGGGACAAAAAUCAGCCAGACAACUGGAGGCACCAGAAUGGGCAGACUGAAGACUGCGUCCAUCUUCGCAGCUCGUGGAAUGACAUGAACUGCAAUAGCCCCUAUUACUGGGUCUGCAAGAAGCCCAUGGGCCAGCAGGUGGCAGGCUAG